CCGCCCCUUUACACGUCACUUUCUCAUUUCUCCAGUCUGUUCUGUCAGCAGAGCGUUUUAUGCUGAGUUACACUUGAGCAGAAAAAAGGAGCAAAGAUGACCGACCGGAUCAUGCAAGCGGGUCGGUGCCCAACAGACGAACUCUCGUUGACUAACUGUGCCGUCAUCAACGAGAAGGAGCCCCAGUUUGAGCAACAUGUGACUGUGCGCAAUUUAGCCCACAUGUAUGUGUUCACCUUGAGGACGCAUCCCAGCGUUAACUCCGGGACCAUUGCCUUCAGUCUGCCACAGAGAAAAUGGGCCGGCCUAUCGAUUGGACAAGAGGUUAAAGUGAGCAACUACAACUUUGACAAGUCCAAACAGUGUAUCAGCAGCAUGACGGUGGAGAUCGACUUCCUGCAGAAGAAGAAUGUGGACAGCAACCCGUACGACUCCGACAGCAUGGCCACCGAGUUCCUCCAGCACUUCAACAACCAGGCCUUCAGCGUCGGACAGCAGUUUGUGUUUAGUUUCUGUGAUAAGCUGUUUGGUUUGGUGAUAAAAGACAUGGAGGCCAUGGACCCGAGCAUCCUGAAAGGAGAACAAGCCUCUGGCAAGAAACCGAAGAUUCAGAUCGGUUUGUUGCUGGGAAACAGUCAGGUGAUUUUUGAGAAGGCCGAGAGCUCGUCCUUGACCCUGAUUGGGAAAGCCAAAACCAGAGAGUCUCGGCAGUCCAUCAUCAGCCCAGACUGGAACUUUGAGAGGAUGGGUAUCGGCGGCCUUGACAAGGAGUUUUCUGACAUCUUCCGCAGAGCCUUCGCCUCACGAGUCUUCCCUCCAGACAUCGUGGAACAGAUGGGCUGUAAGCACGUGAAGGGGAUCCUGCUGUUCGGACCCCCCGGCUGCGGUAAAACCCUGAUGGCGCGACAGAUCGGCAAGAUGCUGAAGGCCCGCGAGCCCAAGAUCGUCAACGGCCCCGAGAUUCUCAACAAGUACGUGGGAGAGUCCGAGGCCAACAUCAGGAAGCUGUUUGCAGACGCAGAGGACGAACAGAAGAGGCUCGGUGCGAACAGCGGCCUUCACAUCAUCAUAUUCGACGAGAUCGACGCCAUCUGCAAACAGCGCGGCAGCAUGGCCGGCAGCACGGGAGUCCACGACACCGUGGUCAACCAGCUGCUGUCCAAGAUCGACGGAGUGGAGCAGCUCAACAACAUCCUGGUCAUAGGUAUGACCAACAGGCCUGACCUGAUAGACGAUGCCUUGCUGAGGCCAGGAAGACUGGAGGUGAAGAUGGAGAUUGGGUUACCGGACGAAAGAGGCCGCGUCCAGAUUCUCCACAUCCACACGGCAAAGAUGCGUCAGUACGAGCUGCUGACGUCCGACGUCGACAUUAAGGAGCUGGCGGCGGAGACGAAGAACUACAGCGGAGCCGAGCUGGAGGGCCUGGUCAGGGCGGCGCAGUCCACUGCCAUGAACAGACAUAUCAAGGCCACUAACGUGGUGGAGGUAAACAUCGAGACUGCAGAGAAGCUGCAGGUCAGCAGACUUGACUUCUUGACCUCCCUGAACAACGACAUCAAACCUGCCUUUGGCACCAACCAGGAGGACUACGCCAGCUACAUCAUGAACGGGAUAAUGCGGUGGGGCGACCCGGUGUCGGCGGUCCUGGAGGACGGGGAGCUGCUGGUGCAGCAGACGAAGAACAGCGAACGCACGCCGCUGGUGUCUGUGCUGCUGGAAGGUCCACCUAACAGUGGGAAAACAGCGCUGGCCGCUAAGAUCUCUGAAGACUCCCAGUUCCCCUUCAUCAAGAUCUGCUCCCCCGACAAGAUGAUCGGACACUCGGAGAUCGCCAAAUGCCAAGCCAUCAAAAAGAUAUUUGAAGAUGCCUACAAAUCCCAGCUGAGCUGUGUGGUUGUGGAUGACAUCGAACGUUUGUUAGACUACGUCCCCAUAGGCCCUCGUUUCUCCAACCUGGUGUUACAAGCUUUGCUGGUGCUGCUGAAGAAACCUCCUCCAAAGGGUCGUAAGCUGCUGAUCAUUGGCACCACAAGUCGUAAAGACGUCCUCCAGGAAAUGGAGAUGUUGGACGCGUUCAGCACCACCAUCCACAUUCCCAACAUCUCGAGAGGAGAGCAGCUGGUCGAGGCCCUGGAGCUGUUGGGCAGUUUUCAGGAAGUGGAGCGGGCCAGCAUAGCUAAAGCUGUGAAGGGCCAAAAUCUGUGGAUUGGCAUAAAGAAGUUGCUCAUGCUGAUUGAAAUGGCCGUGCAGAUGGAUCAUGGAUACAGAGUUAGCAAGUUCCUGAGUCUACUGAAGGAUGAAGGAGCACUGGGUUCUGAUAAGUUUAUCUAGACUCAGUGGAGCCACAUAGUGAAAAAGAGGCAUCCUUCAACGCUGCGGAGGAACGGAAGCCUGAAAGAGGCUGAAAGGAGGAGGCGAGCGAGAGACGAGUUUCCAUCCUCCCCCCCCUCUCUAUCUCUCUCUAUCUCUCUCUCUCUGCAUCUUUUCCCUCCCAUCCCUGAAGCUCUGUCUACGCUUCUCUCUGCACUGCAGCGUCUCUGCAGCAGCCACCAACCGGGCGAAACCUCCUCCUCUUCAGCACCAUGUGAACAUGUAACAUAACACACACACACACACGAGCAGUGUUUGUGCUAUCUGUGUAUAUUGCAUUCUGCAGAAGGAUAAUGCUGUAACCUCCAUGUGAUGCCCACAGCACUUCUUUGGGAUUUUAUAGAUAUAUAUAUUAAAAAAAAAAAAAAAAAAAAAAAGAGUCCAGGAAAAAGAUUUUGAAACAUUUCUAUGGAAAGUAAAUGUGCAUUCACAAACACUAAUCACAACACAGAUUUGUAAUUUGAUCAUUCCAGGAACUCUUAAAGAUCUCCCUUUGUUCUUAUCACCUUCUGUACUUGCUCUUGUUUGACCUUUUUUUUUAUUUUAUGAAUAAAUUAAAUCUAUUACUACUACUUAC
Molecule: messenger RNA, 2947 nt
Organism: Anoplopoma fimbria (sablefish)
Lineage: Eukaryota; Metazoa; Chordata; Actinopteri; Perciformes; Anoplopomatidae
Product: vesicle-fusing ATPase-like
Exons: 22
Coding region: 97-2331 (744 amino acids)
Biological process (GO): Golgi to plasma membrane protein transport; SNARE complex disassembly; intra-Golgi vesicle-mediated transport
Cellular component (GO): Golgi stack
Molecular function (GO): ATP binding; ATP hydrolysis activity
Source: RefSeq, a predicted model, not a curated record